CUGUCAACAACGUGCUCCAAAGGUCACGCAAGGAGAUAUUUACUUGUAAAUGAAGAAGUUUUUUUAGUUUUCGGAGUAAAUCAAGAUGACACCCUCCGAAUCAAGUGGUUGUGGACAGUUGAGGGGCGAUGACACCUCCGGAGGUUCUGUCGCGACUGAGGAGAUGCUGGAGGUUGAGGGGAAAUAUCAACUUGAUAGGUGUGUGGAGUGGAUCACAGCACGUGCGGCUGACAAGGUUUGUCUGCAAUUUCCGGACUCCUGCCUCCAGGACUCUGCGAGGAUAGCGCUUCGUUUCGAAGAACUCCUGAACAAAAAAGUCUACAUCCUCGGGGACACAAGCUGCGGCAGUUGCUGCAUCGACGAAGUAGCUGCCAAUCACAUAAACGCCGAUGCAAUCGUGCACUUUGGUCACGCCUGCCUGAACCCAACGACACGACUCCCAGUCUUCCACAUUCUCCCCAAAAAGGACAUCAACAUUUCAGCUCUAAUUUCCCAGUUUGAGAAUUCCUUUCCAGACCCUGACGAGAAGAUCCUCCUCUUCUACGACGUCUCCCACUCCCACCAGGUCCAAGGGAUCUGGGAAUCACUGACAAAAAAAUACAAAAAACUCGUUCUAACGACUCUAAACUCCACCUCAAACAUCGAAUUCGUGGAUACGAAGACCUCCACAAGUCCAAUAAUAUCUGGUCGCUGUUGGAAUGUCGAGAAUGGCUACAAGACCGAAGAGUACACAGCUGUAUUCAUCGGUGAAAACAACAGGACCCUCGCCUCUCUAGCCAUGAGCAUCCCCACGAAGUUGUGGUACCACACAUCAGGCCCUGAAAUCACGAAAUUCGAUGCUGUCUCGAGCCCUUGGCUCAAACGCAGAAGGUACUUGGUAGAAAAGUUAAAAGACGCCAAGACUGUGGGGAUAGUUGUUGCAACUUUAGGAAUAAAAAAUUAUCUCGAGGCUCUUUCAUCGAUUAAACAAAUACUGAAGAGGAAGAAGAAGAAAUCUUACAUAUUCAGUAUUGGAAAGAUUAAUCCAGCAAAGUUGGCGAAUUUUCCAGAGGUGGAUGCCUUCGUCGUGAUAGCAUGUCCAGAAAGUGAUAUAUUCGAUUCAAAAGAUUAUUUCAAGCCCCUGCUAACACCUUUUGAAGUAGAACUGGCCUUCAACAGCUCCAGAGACUUCUCCACCCACUACUGCCUCGAUUUUCGACAGAUCCUCCCUGGAGGAUCGAAUUUCGUCGAGUUCGAGGCUUCAGAGGGCCCAGACCUGUCUCUAAUCUCCAAUGGAAUAAGAACAGACGAACCUGAGGUUUCUACUGAAACGAUGUCUGCGUUGGCUUGUAAAGACGAUGGAACAGUGGCUAUUGGCAAAGCUGGGGCUAAUUUUUUGGUGAACAGAUCCUGGCAGGGACUCGAGCAGAGAAUAGGGGAGGACGAUGUCAAAGUCGCUGAGAAGGGCCGAUGUGGACUGCCUGUUAAUUACGAGAACGAACCAAUUCACAAAACUUGAUCAAUUGGAGUUCAACUGAAUUAAUUGAUUAAUGUGAAUUGAAUUAAUUUAUUUGUACAAUUACAUGAUUUUAAUAAAACAUUUUUCUAUUUGUUAGAGACAUUUGAUUCGAGGUAUUCUUCAUGUGUACAACGAUCAGACAUUCAUUAAUUACAAAAUAUUCAGUUUAGUUUCUACAGAAAAAUGCACAAAUAUCGCAGUUCAUUGAAUCAGCACCAACUGAGGAAUGUAAAUUAAUAAAAAGGAAGGAUAUGGUAACAUGGACAGUUAAUUUUUAAUCUAAGGCCCGGGUGGAUUACCUUGCGAACGUGUUCUUGGUUGUUUUUUUUAU
Molecule: messenger RNA, 1829 nt
Organism: Diachasma alloeum
Lineage: Eukaryota; Metazoa; Arthropoda; Insecta; Hymenoptera; Braconidae
Gene: Dph2
Product: 2-(3-amino-3-carboxypropyl)histidine synthase subunit 2
Exons: 3
Coding region: 86-1498 (470 amino acids)
Biological process (GO): protein histidyl modification to diphthamide
Molecular function (GO): 2-(3-amino-3-carboxypropyl)histidine synthase activity
Source: RefSeq, a predicted model, not a curated record